GCUACAAAGCAGAAUGAGCGGAUGUUCAGUGCGCAUUGUUGCUGCAGAGAGCUUUAUGCGCGCACAUCGCUCCCUCUUUGUCCAGUUUAGACCGUAGAUGUGUCUUUGUUUGUUGCAGAGGUUAAGAUAUUGAGUCAUACUAUCAGAAACGCUCCUACAUGGAAAGUUCCUGUAGCGCGCUCACCUCUGCGGCCGCGUGCAGCUCUUUUCAUAGAUGCUGAGGCACUCCUGCUGUGCAAGUGCUGUAGCAGACCCCAGAGGGCAGUAACAGCAGCGCCAUGGCUUCCUCUAAAGCGCUGGAUGGAGGCUGGGGAUGGGCCAUUGUGGCAGCCUCUUUUAUGGCCCAGCUCCUGGCCUACGGUUCACCACAGUCUGUGGGGGUGCUGUACCCAGAGUGGCUCCACACCUUCCAGGAGGGCAAAGGCAUGACUGCAUGGGUGGGCUCCCUGGUUGCCGGAGUAGGUCUGAUUGCCAGUCCUGUCUGCAGUGCUUGUGUAGAAAACUUUGGAGCCCGCCCUGUGACUGUCUUCAGUGGUGUAAUGGUGGCUGGAGGCCUGAUGCUCAGUGCCUUCGCUCCCAAUGUCCAAUUCCUUAUCUUUUCAUACGGCAUUGUUGUCGGCCUGGGCUGUGGUCUGGUCUAUGCUGCUACUUUAACAAUCACAUGUCAGUAUUUCGACAAGAGGCGUGGCCUAGCCCUCGGCAUUGUCACCACAGGGACCAGUGUUGGAGCAUUCAUUUAUGCCACUGCACAGAAUGAGUUGAUGGUGCUUUUUGGCUUGGAUGGUUGCCUGCUCAUCAUUGGUGCCAUUGCUCUGAACCUCAUGGCCUGUGCUGGCUUCAUGAGGCCGCUGAACAUGCCCGGUUACUACCUCAAACAGAAGGCAGCACUGGAGCGCAACACUGGGGAGCAGCUUUUGGAGAAGCCUCCUCUAGAGGAUGUGAAAAUUAUGACUGGCUCCUCCAUAACCACCCCACCUACAGUCAAAGAGCUGCUCAUCUCUAUAGACACCAAGGACUUGGCUGUUCAGAUGGAGACAAAGAAAGGCUGCUGCAUGUCUGGCUUUGUCAUCAUGAAAAUGAUUAAAAAGAAGCAACAGGCUUACUCUAAGUAUAUCUACUCCAUGUAUGAAAUUCUACAGGACCAAUCCAUGGUGGCCUUUUGCAUUGCUAUAUUCCUAUUCAGCCUUGGAGCAUUUCCACCUGUCCUGUUUAUUGAAGAUGUUGCUCAAAGUGAGGGACUGAUCGAAGAAGUUAGUAUCAUUCCCCUGGUUUCCAUAGGUGCCAUUGCCACCUGUGUGGGUAAACUAGUGUUGGGCAUGCUGGUUGACCUCAGAUGGAUCAACAGCAUCUAUCUGUAUGGCUUCACCAUGUUUGCAGGAGGGCUGGCACUCUUCCUCAUCCCCAUUACCAAGAGUUAUGUGGGACUGCAGAUCCUCACUGCGGUGCUUGGCUUCUUUUCUGGGAACUGGUCCCUCACCUCCUACAUUACCACUAAGAUCGUGGGCCUGGACAGACUGACCCAAGCUCAUGGCAUCCUUAUGUUCUUUGGAGGCUUUGGGAUCAUGCUGGGACCUCCUGUUGUAGGUUGGUUCUUUGACUGGACACAGUCCUAUGAUUUGGCAUUUUAUUUCAGUGGGACCUGUGUGGUCCUUGGUGCCUUUAUUUUAUUUGUCCUCACCCUUCCCUGCUGGAACAGGAAGAAUGUUGAGAAUGCCAAGUCAGACAUCCAGUACACCAGCACCUGUGACAAAGUGAUCUCAGUAGCAUAAACGCAUAACUUUUUAUUAUAGAAACUGUCCACUGCCCAGACAAACUCUGCUGAUGGAGCUGACAUGAAUGAUCUUCUGAGAAGAAUAUUUUUAUAUGUUAGGAGGGGAAUUCAGGGUCUUAUUAUGAUACCAAAAUAAUUGCCAGACAUUCUGAAAUACAGGCUUAUUUGUUGAACUGUUCUUUGCCUGCAUUUCUCAGGUUGAUACUAGACACUGCAAAGCUUUUUCACAGUUAGCUGUGUUUUUAUUGCCUUAUUUGUAAAGAAUUCCUAAACACUCUAUUUAUGACAUUUGAUUUUGUGCUGUUAUGCACACACUGUAUCUACUGCUGGAACACUAAAACCACUGAGUGUUAAUGCAAAUAUGAUGACAGAAAACGUAUAUGCAAUGGCAUGCAAGAAUUAAUCACAUAGAGUUUUUUUUUUUUUUUUUUUUUUUUUUUUUUUUUUUUUUUUUAUUACUUAUGACGAGAGCUUCAUUCAUGUGUUUUUACUUCAUUCUGUAAUAUUUUGAAUCAUACCAAAGGAUGUAACACAAUGCCUAUUGGAACAAUGGGAAAUCAUUUCUUUAUUUUUCUUUGAACUACUUAUUAAUUUCAUUAACUUGCCCUACAUAUAUUUCAACCUCACAACUGUGGCACAGCAAGCACAGCCUCUCCCUACAUGUGUUAUAACAGGCUGACUUUUCCUUUAUUCUUAUGGUUUCUAUAUAGCCUCGAGUACAUGUAAUAGGGUUGUGCAUCUGUUUGUGUGAGCCCAUGUAAAUGUGUUCAUGGUGUGGGCUCUGAUGUCUGAUGUCUUUUGUUAUAGCCUAGCUGAAGUUUUUAUGCACAAACUUUCUCAUAGAUGCACACACUGGCCUUCUGUAAAAUUACAUGUUCCCCAUAAGGAAAGUUGACUACAUUUGUUUGUUUUGCAGUAGGGUUUUAGAAUUACUUGAAUGUGUCUUAAAUAGACCACUUAAAACUGUAUUUGAUGGACAUUGUAGGCACGUCUAGCACAGCAUUUACUGUGCUGUCUCUUUUUAUUAAUGCUGUUCUUUUUAUAUGCCAGUGUUUUGUUAAUGUUCACUUGAUUUUUGUAUCGUAUUUAAAACAUGGCAAUAAAAAUGCUAAAAUACCCUCU
Molecule: messenger RNA, 2893 nt
Organism: Periophthalmus magnuspinnatus
Lineage: Eukaryota; Metazoa; Chordata; Actinopteri; Gobiiformes; Gobiidae
Product: monocarboxylate transporter 9-like
Exons: 6
Coding region: 279-1769 (496 amino acids)
Biological process (GO): monocarboxylic acid transport; transmembrane transport
Molecular function (GO): monocarboxylic acid transmembrane transporter activity
Source: RefSeq, a predicted model, not a curated record